Eublepharis macularius is the source of this 5042-nucleotide messenger RNA. RefSeq names its product zinc and ring finger 3 (gene ZNRF3). The transcript has 9 exons. NCBI's taxonomy places the organism in Eukaryota, Metazoa, Chordata, Lepidosauria, Squamata, Eublepharidae. Gene Ontology annotation, biological process: negative regulation of canonical Wnt signaling pathway; ubiquitin-dependent protein catabolic process; Wnt receptor catabolic process. Gene Ontology annotation, molecular function: ubiquitin protein ligase activity; frizzled binding. The record is from RefSeq and is a predicted model, not a curated record. Bases 126 to 2765 code for a protein of 879 amino acids.
GCGGCGGCGGCGGUCGAGGCAGCCAGGCGAGCCCCGCGCGGGAGCCGGCGUCGUCGGGGCGAGCGGAGCGGCGCGGCGCGGCGCGGAGCGAUGCGCGGCCGGGCGGGCCGGGCGCCGGCGUGGCGAUGAGGCGGCUGGCGGGGCCGGCGGCGGCAGCGCCUCCCUCCUGGCGGGCGCUGCGGGCGCUGGUGCUGCUGCUGGCGGCGGCGGCGGCGGGGCUGGCGCGGGCCACGGAGCCGGCCUUCGUGGAGGUGGUGCUCUUCGAGUCCAGCCCCGGCGGCGACUACACCACCUACACCACCGGCCUGCAGGGCCGCUUCUCCCGCGCCGGCGCCACGCUCAGCGCCGAGGGCGAGAUCGUCCAGAUGCAUCCAUUGGGGCUCUGCAAUAGCAACGAUGAAGAGGACUUGUAUGAAUAUGGCUGGGUUGGAGUAGUGAAACUGGAGCAGCCAGAGCUGGAGCCCAAGCCCUGCCUCACUGUUCUGGGCAAGGCCAAGCGGGCAGUGCAGAGAGGGGCCACUGCUGUCAUAUUUGAUGUCUCUGAAAAUCCAGAUGCCAUUGAUCAGUUGAACCAGGGCUUGGAAGACCCUCUGAAGAGGCCAGUCGUGUACGUGAAGGGGGCCGAUGCCAUCAAGCUGAUGAACAUUGUUAACAAACAGAAGGUUGCCCGGGCCAGGAUUCAACACCGGCCUCCACCGCAACCUACGGAGUACUUCGACAUGGGGAUCUUCUUGGCCUUUUUUGUGGUGGUGUCACUUGUGUGCCUUUUCCUCCUUGUCAAGAUCAAACUGAAGCAGCGCCGCAGCCAGAGUUCCAUGAAUAGGCUUGCUGUGCAGGCACUCGAAAAGAUGGAGACUCGGAAGUUCAAAUCCAAGCUAAAAGGGCGCUCUGAAGGCAGCUGUGGUGCUUUGGAUACACUCAGCAGUAGUUCAACCUCUGACUGUGCCAUUUGCCUGGAGAAAUACGUUGAUGGGGAGGAGCUGCGUGUGAUUCCCUGCACUCACCGUUUCCACAGGAAGUGUGUGGACCCGUGGCUUCUGCAGCAUCACACAUGCCCACAUUGUCGUCACAACAUCAUAGAGCAAAAGAAAGGAGCCCCAGGACAGAUGUGUGAAGAAAUCGCUAACCAGAUCCGUAGCCGGCAGCAACAGCGGCCUGUGAUUCUUCCGGUUCAUUAUCCUGGCCGAAUUCACAGAGCCAACCAGGUCACUGCAUACCCAACCAGAACUAGUAUGGAUCACCAUGGGAACCCCAUCACAGUCCUGACAGUGGACCGGCAUGGGGAGGCGCCUGCCUUCAUCCAAAGCUACCAGCCUGUCCACUUGGAUCGCACUUUGGGUGGCCAUCCAUGUGGAGUGGAACACAGGGGCUGCCCGGCUGCACAUCCCUUCCGGAGGCCCAAGCUAAAUGGUCAUCAGUUUUCCAAACCAGCUUGUUUUUCUCAGUACGAAACCGUAUUUCAGCACUACUAUUUCCAAGGCCUGAGCUACCCAGAGCAGAACGGACAGCUUCCCCUGGGCAUUGCUGCCCAGGGCCCCACCCGUGCCUUCCAGCCUGUAGGCAGCAGGCUGUUCCCUCCAGUGGUCCAUGUGGCUCCCUCGUCCCACUUGGAGAGCAACAGCACUUCCAGCUUCAGCUGUUACCAUGGCCACCGCUCAGUAUGCAGUGGCUACCUGGCCGAUUGCCCGGGCAGUGACAGCAGCAGCAGCAGCAGCAGUUCAGCCCAGUGCCGCUGCUCCUCCAGUGACUCCAUGGUGGACUGCACAGAGGUCAGCAACCAGGGGGUCUAUGGCAGCUGCUCCACCUUUCGUAGCUCUCUGAGCAGCGACUACGAUCCAUACAUCUACCGCAGCAAAAGCCCCUGUCGGGGUAGUGAAGGGGGUGGGGUGAACAGAGGGACAGUUGUCCUUGUCGAAGGCCUCCACUCUUCUGGCCUGGCUGGAGGUGAGUGCCUCCCUGUGUCGACAGUCUCUGCAGGGGACCAGCUUUCGGACUGCAGCUUAGAGAUGAAUUACAGCAGUAGCUCCUCGCUGGAGCACAGAGAAGCUUCCUGCCUGGCCUCUGAAGGCGCCCUCAAAGUUCUUUCUGGGGACACUAGCCGGGGCUGCCAAGGGUCUCAGGAGCAAGGUUGUGCCUGCCCCUUGGAGGCUCCAUAUGCUCCCCAGGAGCCCACGGGCAAGGUGGUGGAAUGCAACACACUUCUCCUUGGGCCACCAUUUUGGACAGGAUGUGCCCCUGGGCAAGAGCCUCCAGCAGGGAGAAGCCAGGGAUUGUACAGUAUUAGGACAGAAGGGGGGGAAUGUGAGGCCUUACCUUGCUGCUUCUGUGAAGAGAAGCAAGUGACCAGCAGCAGCCCCAACCAAGCUGCCCGCUAUGUGGAGGACUAUUCUGUGAAUGUGCAGUAUGUGUAUGCCGAGGACUCCUUGCCGAGCUGCUACACAGGGGUGUGUGACCUGGGCCAGCAGAUCACCAUCAUUCCGGAGGACAGAGACUGUGAGCUGGCUGUUCCCGUGGAGUGCCAAGGAGACAGCAGCCCAUGGGAUGAGUCGUGUGAAAUGGACCCCUGCGGGCUUCAGCCAGUUCCAGGGGAGGUGCACCGGAAGCAGGAACAGGAGUUGUGCUUCCAGUCUAGAGACUACCUGCCGGAAGAUGCCAAGGGGCUCUUUGCUAGCCCUGCCCUGAGCUGCUCUGAGGGAACAGUGUUGGCAGGAGGCACCCAGAUAUCAGGUUGCUCUUCCAUAGGGAGAUGUCUAGCUGGGGACUAACAUGAAGAGGAACCUGUGUGGAGGACUCUACAUUCGUGCUGGACUUCCAAACUGUUUUUAGCUUCGGCUAACUCAUGGGAGUUGUCACUGGAGAAGGUUGUGUGCCCUCUCCGCAGUGGGCGGUGGGGUGUUGGGCAGGAGCUUGCCCAGGGCAGACUUGGUGCCAUAUAGCUGUUGGACACAUGUUCUUAGAGACCACUGCUCCACCCAUGGUUGCGGGACAGGACCCCUUCCAUCUAGCAUAACUAAGCUGAGCUGUGUCCCAAGAUCACCCACCUGUUCAAGGAGGGAGGGUGCCCUGGACUGCCUUAGAAAACAAAGAGCACUUUGAAGCAGAAUUUGUCCAAAGGGUACGAGUUCACUGAGACCUUAGUGUCUGCCCUUCUCUUGGUAAACCCAGCCCCAGUGAUGGGGGCUGGGAAAUAGCUGCUUCUCUAAACCCUUCUUGGAGGGUUCCACCUGUUUCCAGUGGAAGAAGAACUCAGAUUCCUCCCCCCUAGGCCAGGGCUCAGGUCACUGUAUGCAGCUCGUUUAAAGGCAAGGGCCUGCUUCUGUGACAGUAAUUCCAGAGUUUCCAUUGAAAGAUGAGCGCGGUGCUUCUGGCUUGUUUGGAAAAAGAUGGGAUGGGAAGCGUGCCUGAUGCCUCCUGUCCACGUGUUCGGAGGGACCUAGGCCUACUGCCUUUUGUCUACUGCUAGAACAGUUGUUGCAGCUCGCUCCAAGGACCUUUGCCCUGUGCCUGCUGGUCUGCAUUUGUGCCCUGGGGAAGGAGGCCCCUCCCCGCUUUGGCUCACUGUUCAUGCCUGCUAUCACUUCCCAACUGCUAAUCGUUUCCUGUGGAAACAAUGGCUUCUGAUAAGCACCGGCCAUUCCCCCUGAUUCCAGGUGGCACCUGUUCUGAGUGGCCAGGGCUUUGAGAAAUGGCGCUGCCUGAUGUAUGUGGUUGCACCCGCACAGGCAGUGUUUCUGUACUUCCCUCUGUGUGUAAUCAGCACUUUUCAAGUCUGGCAAACUACACAUCACGGGAAGGUUGUGUUUUAAAUGGAAUGUGCCUAUAACCCCUCCCCCUCCCCCAAUAUUAAUGUAGUAGGUUUGUGGCAUUGUGAUGCAUUACUGGGUGAGGUAUGAGCAAAGGGGUCUGUAGAACUUGAAAGCUUGCACAGUGUUUUGCAUCAUUUGGAUGGGCCUCAGUAAAAGGUAUUACAUGAUUUGGUUUCUUCUGAAUUCUGUUUGGCCUAAUACAACUGUUUACAAUUUUUUACUUCAUUUUGUGCCCGGCUAAUGGGGAAAAUGGAGAGCUCCAGUGAUUAAACUUAAAGGAAGCCACUAUUGUAAACCCUCUCUGCAUUAACUUAAUUACACUUAGAGAAGGUCAGGUUCCCAAGAUGCAGACCUGUUCGCCUCUGUUCUAUGCAAGAGGGGCACAGGUGGGGCAGGGCAGAAUGGAAACACUCUGUGUCGUUUUAUGCACGUGCUUUCCCUGCAGAGAAGUCACUCCAAGAACGAAGGUCUCCAUACCACGGUUAGCUCCUUGAAAGAGGGCUGGUGAGCCCAGGUGGGGACCUGUUCAGCGUGGUCCCUUGUAAGAGAGUGGAAUCGGCUGCCUGGGAGAUUUGGGAGCGCCUUGGGCUUGGACAGGGCAACGUCAGGAAGUGUGUGUUUUCCUUCCUCUUCUCUCCCUGCUCCCCCAGAAUGACCUUCUUGCUCUGUUAUCUCAUUGCCUUGAUACGUCUGAUGCUUCUGUGUCUCCUUCAGGGCAAAGGUGCCUGUAAUGGACAGUACCGUAGAUUAGAUGUUUUUAAUCCCAAAGGCCUUUCUCUUACUUAGAGUAACAAUUGCCAUUUUGUUGGGCUCAUGAGGCACUAUUUUAAACACAUUUUUGAUAAAAAUGAAACUAUUCUGUAGCACUUAAACAGUUUUGUAUAAAGUUUACUUGUAAAAACUUGUAAUAUGGCUAAAGGGCUCUUUCUCCAUUACCCUUUUUAAUGUUUCUAAGGCUAGAAAACAAUUUGAUGUAUAUUCUGUAUAUGUAUAGCAGCACAUUUCAUUUAUGGAAAGAUGUUCUCAGAAUAUUUAUUUACUAAUAUAUUUAUCUUAAGACAUGUCCUAUGUUGACUGUGUGAUAUUGUCUAAAUAAUAAUUGAAAAUCACUAACAGGAGACCCUGUAAAUACACAGUAAUUGCACACAAAGAUUUUACAAUGUUUGCCGACCAAAAAGUAAUUUUUAAAAUAAGUUGUAGCUCUCUACAGUUUUGUAACAAAAGUGUACAAUUGUC